UAGCUGGAUGUGACCUUGGCACAUAUAUUGAUCGUGUUACUCUUGUACUUAUUUUAUACCGGGCUUGACUGAUCCUGUAUUGUUCAGAACCUAUUUGAUAGGAUUAUUUUGUCAAACCCUAAUGGAACAAGCUUGUGUCAAGUCUUCUCAGCACCGUCUAGAUGACUGGUUAAUUAUUCUCAAAGAACAUCAUAUUUUAAAAUCUCUUGGCGAAGAAAGAGAGGCGUUUGAAAGAAGUUUAGAACUUCCAACGAUUCCUGAAAUGAUAUUCGAUCAAAAUUCCUUAUCAAUUUGUUUCUGUCAACCAAAUAAUGAACAAAUAUGCAAAAUUGAAUUUAAUGCACUUGAUGCUCUUAAAUUAGUCGACCCAAAGAAUAUAACUAUAGAGGUACCAUUUGCAAAGGACUGGAGAGAUUCUCGAAUUACUAAUCAAGAAGACAUACUGCCACAUAAACCAUAUGACUGGACUUUCACUACUCCGUAUACAGGCACUUUGUCUGGUCCCUGGAGUAUAUCUCCAACUUCUGAGGGUUUAGAUAUGGAGUAUUUACGUCGGAAAGAUCCUAUUCGCUUUUUUGUUAAUACAACGCUAUAUGAAGAUGAACUAGGUGAUAAUGGUGUAUCUAUUCUGAAUAUAAAGUUUCGUGCAAUGUCUUCUGGUUUCUUUUUAUUACAACGUUUUUUCUUACGUAUUGAUGGUGGACUAAUACGAGUGUAUGAUACUCGACUACAAUGGCGUCAAAAUGAUAGUUAUUUAAUUCGUGAUAUACGCCGAAUGGAAAGUUCAUCUUGGAGAGAAGAUAUGGUUGGCAUCAGUUUAGAAAUAGCAGAUCAACUAUGUGAUACAGUUAUAGAGCAUUAUACAGAAAAACUUGUACCACCAUAUGUAAAUUCACCCUAAAAUUAUCAAUAACUUAUGUAAAUAGUAUUAUGUGUUCAAUUAUUUCUAUCGAAUUGUUUGUUAUACAAGUUUGUAAAUUAUUGAACAUUAUUUCUAC
Schistosoma guineensis is the source of this 998-nucleotide messenger RNA. The record is from the annotation of a GenBank genome assembly. Lineage: Eukaryota; Metazoa; Platyhelminthes; Trematoda; Strigeidida; Schistosomatidae.